Molecule: messenger RNA, 1707 nt
Organism: Monopterus albus (swamp eel)
Lineage: Eukaryota; Metazoa; Chordata; Actinopteri; Synbranchiformes; Synbranchidae
Gene: grpel1
Product: GrpE-like 1, mitochondrial
Exons: 4
Coding region: 199-864 (221 amino acids)
Biological process (GO): protein folding; protein import into mitochondrial matrix
Cellular component (GO): PAM complex, Tim23 associated import motor
Molecular function (GO): adenyl-nucleotide exchange factor activity; protein-folding chaperone binding; protein homodimerization activity
Source: RefSeq, a predicted model, not a curated record
CACCUUUAACUUCCUCUCAACCAAGCUACAAAUCGUCGUCACACUUCCUUCUAAAUUUGAUUGGUCGAGUGAGAACAGUGUCGUCGUUAUCGGUUAUUCCUGGCUCUCGAUUGGCUCAAACCGCACGCUGCUACUAUCAGGGUUGUGCGCCCCAUCAGCGUGUGUUACAAGGAGGUUUUACCUGCAGUUACUUGUAAAAUGGCGAGCUGGUGUGUACGAGCGGUGAGACAGAGCUACUCACUUGUAGCCUCGUCUGCACUGUUAAGAGCAUCUCCACGGUUGUUGUGCACAGCCACCCAGCAGAAGAAUGGCCACAGGACAGAGGAGGAGGCUGAGAAGCCGGAGCACGAAGCUGAGAAGCCGGAGCAGGGCGCAGCAGAGAAAUCCCAGAUGGAGGAGAAGACCCAGCUGGAGGAGCAGCUCAAAGACAUGACAGAUAAGUACAAGCGGGCCCUAGCAGACACGGAGAACCUCAGGACGCGGAGCCUGAAAAUGAUGGAAGAUGCUAAAUUAUACGGGAUCCAGAGCUUCUGUAAGGACCUGUUAGAGGUGGCAGACAUCUUGGAGAAGGCCACAGAGAGCGUGCCUAAGGAGGAGGUGACCAGUGAAAACCCUCACCUGAAGAACCUGUAUGAUGGCCUGGUGAUGACCGAGGUCCAGAUCCAGAAGGUGUUCACCAAGCAUGGCCUGAUCAGGCUCAACCCCGAUGGCCAGAAGUUUGACCCCUACGAGCACGAGGCCCUAUUCCACGCCCCCGUGGAGGGCAAGGAGCCUGGUACCGUUGCUAUAGUAACCAAAGUGGGCUACAAGCUUCAUGGCCGAACUCUCAGGCCGGCAUUGGUGGGUGUGGCCAAAGCCCCCUAAAAGAGAUGAUGCAACUGUGACGAAGUGGCAUUUGUUUUGUUGUCUGGGUGAUAGAUGAGCUCAAGUACAGGAGACUGGUCAGGGCACACUGCCACCCUUUUUCCAACAAGCCUGUCUGAACACCCCCCACCACCAUCAUAUUGUCUCAAAGAGAGGAAUCCAGCUAAACUGAACUUUGUGUCCAGCUGUGUUUAGCAGAUGCAUAACUAUCUGGACUAGCAGGACAGUCUUUUCGGUCAAAUUUCAGUUUGUCAUUGGCCACAUCAGUCAUUUCUUGUCUUAGAUUGAUUUAAAAUAAAUAAAUAAAAAUAAAUCUGAUGAAUCACAGGGUGAGGCUUUCACAUGUGUAGAGCCAUACAUCUUAACUAGAAGUGACUUAAAAAUGUUAUACCCCCUAAUUUUAACACUUUUUUGGAUGAGACGUGUUAUAAACUCCAUCCACAAAGUCCACAGUGCUGGUUCAGUGCUGCUGGUAUCAUUCCAGACCUUGGUUUACAGCCCUAAUAAUUGUGAACUGGACUCCUCGCUUCUUUUCUAGUUAGUGUUAAAAUCACUGUGUGAAUAAAGCAAAGAACAGUACAUGAGGACCUGAGGAAAGGUUGAGAUGUUGUUUUGUACUUAGGAGGUCUUUCCAACGCCACCUCUUGCCCUGGUUCAUCUGAAUGAGAUCAGGCUGCAGUAAGCCAGCCUCAGUCACAGUAGUGUCCCUAUGCCACAGCUUGGUUCAGUCGUGCUGGACAGUGAUGUGACAGCUUUAUCUGUAAACCAUUAGAAUGAUUGUAUGUGUGGACCUUGGCCCAAACUUUCACAGCCUCAGAAUAAACUGAUUGACUUUGAAAGAUG